Messenger RNA from Nannospalax galili (Upper Galilee mountains blind mole rat), 1422 nucleotides. RefSeq names its product keratin 19 (gene Krt19). The record is from RefSeq and is a predicted model, not a curated record. The transcript is spliced from 6 exons. Gene Ontology annotation, molecular function: structural molecule activity. The coding region runs from base 79 to 1290 and encodes 403 amino acids. NCBI's taxonomy places the organism in Eukaryota, Metazoa, Chordata, Mammalia, Rodentia, Spalacidae.
CGGUUCCGAGAGGGCCUCGCCACUCCUCUUGCAGUCCGCAGCUCUCAGGCCAGCGCCACUCCAGCCGUCCGCCUCGCCAUGACUUCCUACAGCUACCGCCAGUCCUCGGCCACCUCGACCUUCGGGGGCAUGGGCAGCGGCUCCGUGCGCUUUGGGGCAGGGGGCGCCUUCCGUGCGCCCAGCAUCCACGGGGGCUCAGGUGGCCGCGGCGUGUCGGUGUCCUCCGCCCGCUUCGUGUCCUCGUCCUCCGGGGGCUAUGGAGGAAGCUACGGGGGUGGGUAUGGUGGGGUCCAGGCCGUGUCCGACGGGCUGCUGGCGGGCAACGAGAAGAUCACUAUGCAGAACCUCAACGACCGCCUGGCCUCCUACCUGGACAAGGUGCGCGCCCUGGAGCAGGCCAAUGGCGAGCUGGAGGUGAAGAUCCGUGACUGGUACCAGAAGCAGGGGCCCGGGCCCUCCCGCGAUUACAGCCACUACUUUAAGACUAUCGAGGAUUUGCGCGACAAGAUUCAAGGCGCCACCAUUGAGAACUCCAGGAUUGUCCUGCAGAUUGACAAUGCCCGUCUUGCUGCAGAUGACUUCCGAACCAAGUUUGAGACAGAGCAGGCCCUGCGUCUGAGUGUGGAGGCUGACAUCAAUGGCCUGCGAAGGGUGCUGGAUGAACUGACUCUGUCCAGGACUGAUCUGGAGAUGCAGAUCGAAGGCCUGAAGGAGGAACUGGCCUACCUGAAGAAGAAUCAUGAAGAGGAAAUCAGUGCCCUGAGGAGUCAGGUGGGUGGCCAGGUGAGCGUGGAGGUGGAUUCUGCUCCAGGCACCGACCUAGCCAAGAUCCUAAGUGACAUGAGAAGCCAAUAUGAGGUCAUGGCGGAGAAGAACCGGAAGGAUGCUGAGGCCUGGUUCAUCACCCAGACUGAGGAGCUGAACCGGGAGGUUGCUGGCCACACUGAACAGCUCAAGAUGAGCAAGACGGAGAUCACUGAUCUUCGACGUACCCUUCAGAGUCUUGAGAUUGAACUGCAGUCCCAGCUCAGCAUGAAAGCAGCCCUGGAAGGUACACUGGCAGAGACCGAGGCCCGCUAUGGAGCCCAGCUGGCUCAAAUCCAGGGCGUGAUCAGCAGCAUUGAAGCCCAGCUGAGUGAUGUGCGUGCUGACACUGAGCGGCAGAACCAGGAGUACCAGCAGCUCAUGGACAUCAAGUCUCGGCUGGAGCAGGAGAUUGCCACCUACCGCAACUUGCUUGAGGGCCAGGAAGCCCACUAUAACAACCUGCCUACCCCCAAGGCCAUGUGAGCUGGCAGGAUCCUGGGCUCCUGCCCUGCUGCCAGUGAGACUCCCUUGGGAGAGGGGUAGAACUGGGAGUGAUACCCUUACCCCGGCUUCCCCUUGACUUGCCAAUAAAAUUUUAUCCGCUGGGGGAAGAAA